Messenger RNA from Cylicocyclus nassatus, 1755 nucleotides. NCBI's taxonomy places the organism in Eukaryota, Metazoa, Nematoda, Chromadorea, Rhabditida, Strongylidae. The record is from the annotation of a GenBank genome assembly.
AUGGAGCAAGAGAUCGUAGCCGAACACAAUGCUAUGGAAGUGGACGUGGAUAUGGAAAACCUAGCAGAGGCGAUAACCCAAGAAGAGCGAAAAGCACCUGUUCCCCAACGAGGAGACACAGGCUCGUCCUUUAAAUCGACGGGUACCACCGAUACGAGCGUAUCACAUUUUUCACCACGAACUGUAGCAUCAGAGGACGACGAGGAUGACGCAGACAACAUUCAGAGAUUGGCACCAACAAAGCCAGAGCGCAUGGAUAAAUAUUUUCUGGUCCAGGGAAAGAAACUAUUGGAAUUGUUUCGGCUUUCUCGCUGUGGAUGCCCAAACGAUGAUGAACCAGGAACAGUCCAGUUGGAAGAAGAAGGGUCGGCGCCAAUCAUAACCUACCUGACUAAGGGAGACAGAUUGCGGAAAAGAAGAUGGAGCGGCCAAGAAAAAAUAGGUUCUCGUCCAAACGAUAAGAGACUGACCGGGAACGCCAAGAUAUGCGUCGCAGCAGCCACAACAGGACUGCGUAUAACCGUAAUCAUGCUGGAGAUUUCUGAGUUCUGGAUGAGCCUUCUUUUUCUUCAGAGGUUGCUGAAAUGGGCCGAGGAAACGAACGUCGCACUGCCAUCUAGAAGCGCGUUCUAUGAUGUCUUCAAAGCGCUGAGGCCAUCAAUAGCGCAGGUGUAUGAGAGACACCAAAAUGAUGUUAUUCAAAUCAUACGCAACGCGUACGAGGUAAUCAUGACCAGUGGCGAAGCAGAGAGAGAAGAACAACUUCAUGGGUGGGAUAUAGCAGUCGAUGGAGCCUUCGACUCCCGGGGUUUCAGUGCUGAUUUUUGUAAGGUUUUAGCUGUAGACCUUAAAACAAAUCUGUGUAUAUAUACCGAGCUGGUGCACAGAUCAGAAACAGCCGGUGUUAGUGGAAGAAUGGAGAAGGAAGGCUUCCAUCGACUGCUCCGCUGGUUCAGGUCCAGGAGUAUAGAGAUCAAUUCGAUCUCAACAGACCGUUCCACGGUCUAUGGAACCGAAAUUCGGCAAUUCAAUGCCGAAUUUAACACGGAUAUCAAGUGGUUUCUCGAUCCGUGGCAUCUGGCCCGCAAUCUAUAUAAGAAACUUCGGACGGCAGCGAAAAGGACAGGGUGUGAAGACUUGCGCCAAUGGAUUGACCCCCUCAAGGCGCACCUCUAUGAUGCUGUGCGCAAGGGCGCGGCUGCCAAAAACGGGGACCUUAUAAGGCAGACGUUCAACAGCUGCCUCUUCCACGUAGCUGACAUCCACGAAUGGGUGGAGGAUGCUACAACUGGUCCUGUAACGAAAUGCGGGCACAAACCUCUGACUGGUCAAAGGGACAAACCAGCGCUGCCAACUGGAAGCAUACCGCAUGACACACUGAAGGCCAUCGUUUUGAAUCCAGUGUUUCAAAAGGACUUGACAAUGACGAGCCACUUGGGGGGGACGCGUCAGUGUGAAGCGAAAAACUCGCUGGACCGUCUUUAUUGUCCCAAAGAACUGUUCCUGCCGGCCUCCACGUAUAAUUUUUAUGUAAAGUUGUCUACUUUACAUAAAAAUGCACUGACACUGGCUGAGAUGCGAGGAGAACGCACAGUCAAGCGGGAAUUCGACGUCACGAGGAAAUUCAACGAUCGCGAAAGUCAUAUGGUUGAGAAAACAGCAAUAGAACACGUCUGGCGUCGCGAAAUCUACGUGCAUUAUACGACUAACAACUACCCGCAGCCAGAGACCGAGGAAGCAUUGAACGAAAGAUGA